Hypanus sabinus (Atlantic stingray) is the source of this 1708-nucleotide messenger RNA. RefSeq names its product cytochrome P450 2J5-like. The transcript is spliced from 9 exons. Gene Ontology annotation, biological process: xenobiotic metabolic process. Gene Ontology annotation, cellular component: cytoplasm; intracellular membrane-bounded organelle. The coding region runs from base 208 to 1707 and encodes 499 amino acids. The record is from RefSeq and is a predicted model, not a curated record. Gene Ontology annotation, molecular function: heme binding; oxidoreductase activity, acting on paired donors, with incorporation or reduction of molecular oxygen, reduced flavin or flavoprotein as one donor, and incorporation of one atom of oxygen; iron ion binding. NCBI's taxonomy places the organism in Eukaryota, Metazoa, Chordata, Chondrichthyes, Myliobatiformes, Dasyatidae.
UGAAAGCACUUCUGGUUUAAGCCUGGAUCUCAUCACAACUUUUACAGACUUGGAGUUCACAUAGGCUGUUGAAUCUCUUUUGCUUUCUGCAUGAUCUGAAAUGGUUAAUAACUGAGUGAUCUUGUAAAUUGGGUAAUCUGAGUUUGGCUGUUUUUCUAAACAGCUUUUUAAUCUGUUGGAGAGACCGUACAACAGUGCUAGCCGAGAAUGGAAGUUCAGAAUCUUUCCUUUUUAAAUGUGUUGUCAAGAGAGGUGUGGACCCUUGCAAUGUUUUUAUUUGUUUUUUUGAUUGUGUUUGAUGUUCUCCAUACUCGUGUUCCCAAGAAUUUUCCACCUGGUCCCUUUGGACUGCCGUUUUUCGGUAAUAUGCUUCAGCUGGACCUAAAGCAACCUCAUCUCCAGUUUUGCAAGUUUGCAGAGAAAUAUGGAGAUAUUUUUAGCCUGAGGAUUGGAUAUUCUUACCUUGUUGUCAUAAAUGGUUUAAAUGCUUUCAAAGAGGCUGUGGUUCACCAGACGGAUGUUUUUGCAGGAGCAGCAGCAUUUCCACUUUUUGAUGAUCUUGUCAAGGGACAUGGUAUACAGUUCUCAAAUGGGAAUGUAUGGAAAGAGCAACGCAAGUUUGCACAAAUGACUUUAAGAAGAUUUGGUGUUGGACAAAAAUCUUUGGAAGCACAAAUUCUUGAGAAAAUUAAAGAUCUUCAAGAUGUGUUCAAAAGAGAGAAGGGACAACCAUUCAAUCCCCAAACCAAGAUAAAUAUAUCAAUUGUAAAUAUAAUCUGUUCAAUUGUUUUCGGAGAACAAUACGACGGUACUGGUACCCAUGCUGAUUUACAAGAAGUCCGUCUUUUAGUUGACAAAUUUGCAAAUCUUUUGGAGAAUAUUUGGGUUCAGCUGUAUAAUUCAUUUCCAAAAUUAGUGAGACAUCUGCCAGGCCCACAUAAUGAUCUGUUUGCUUCAUGGAGAAGUUUAGAGGACCUUUUCCAAAAGAAAAUCAAGCAGCACCGGGAGAGACUGAACCCAUCAGAACAAAAGGAUUUCAUUGACUGCUUCCUAUUACAAAUGCAAAAGGCUGCUCCUAACUCUAGUUUUGAUGACCAAAAUCUGCUGUAUACAUCAUUGGAUCUUUUCUUUGCUGGAUCUGAGACGACAAAUACCACAUUACUUUGGGCACUGCUGUACAUGGCAGGGUAUCCAGACAUUCAAGAGAAAGUCCAUGAUGAGAUUGUGAGUUUAAUUGGCCAGCGAGAUCCUAUGAUGGAUGAUCGAAUCAAUCUUCCUUACACCAAUGCAGUUGUUCAUGAAAUACAGAGAAAAAGUGUCAUAGUCCCAUUUACACUUAACAGGGAAACUACUCGAGAUACGACAGUGGGAAAAUAUUUCAUACCAAAGGGCACACAGGUAAUAACAAACCUCUACUCAGUGUUGAUGGACAAAUCAGAAUGGGAAACACCUGAGGAAUUUAACCCUGAACACUUCCUGGACAAAAAUGGGAAAUUUGUGAGAAAGGAAGCAUUUGUCCCUUUCUCUGGAGGAAAACGCAACUGCAUGGGAGAAUCACUGGCUAGAAUGCAAUUGUUCCUUUUCUUCACUUCUUUACUGCAGAAGUUCAAAUUUGUUUUUCCUGCGGGUGUCAAGCCAAGUUUUGAUGCUGUAAUGCAUUUAGUACGUCGCCCUCAGCCAUAUGAGAUAUGUGCAAUUCCACGCUGAA